AGAACUCCCAAUGCCCACGCUGGCUUACUUUCAUUUUUUAAAAAUUGCGUCCAUCCAAUUUUCCUUCGGCCAUCGGUAUGAAGUUAUAGCGGGUCGGCUCGGGAAAUUGUAAAAGUUCCGAGUGCAAGGGAAUGCACCACUACUACGUCAUCAAACAUCGACGGAAGAAGGUUGGUCACGUGUUUUAGAAAACUCUAGACCAACAUGGCCACCUGCUUAAGGAUGCUCGGCGCUGCGAGACAGCUGUACAGAAACUCUGCCCUUGCGGUAAAACCAGACUGGUCUGUGUCGUUCAGAACCGGCUGUGUUCGGUACGCCCUGAGCGGUACUCCGGCCCAAAGCCAGCUCCAGACCCCAUGGCUCUAUACCAGCACCAGGACCUCACAUCAAACAUGCACAAACCGCCUCUCCAACUUCCAAGUCAGCGCAUCAAGGAAAGCUGGCUGCAGGCUGACCCCCAGAUCUCACCGCUGGAUGCGGGUCGGGGCUGUUCUCCGCAGCCAAGCAGAUCUCCUGACACCGACCUCUCCACCCAGCGUGAGACUGGACAGGAGGUUCGGGAAUCGGGCGAGCGGUGCAGGCUUCUCUGGAGAAGACGGCGGGGAAAGUCAAGGGUCCGGGGGAGAAGAGUCUGGGGGAGACGGGGGAGUGCCGUACAGUGGAGCUCAGAUGACGGCUCUCACCCCCAUGAUGGUCCCAGAGGUGUUUCCCAACGUGCCGCUGAUCGCCGUGAGCAGGAAUCCUGUCUUCCCCCGCUUCAUCAAGAUCAUAGAGGUAAAGAAUAAAGCACUGAUGGAGCUCUUGAGGAGGAAGGUUCGUCUGGCUCAGCCGUAUGCUGGAGUCUUCCUGAAAAAAGAUGAUAAUAAUGAGUCAGAUGUGGUGGAGUCUUUAGAUGCCAUCUACUCUACAGGGACCUUUGUUCAGAUUCAUGAGAUGCAGGAUUUGGGAGACAAGCUGAGGAUGAUUGUCAUGGGACACCGCAGGAUCCGGAUCACAAGACAGCUGGAGGUGGAAACUGAGGAGGCAGGAACAUCCCCUGAGUGGUCCGAGUCUGAGUCCCAACCCCAGCCUCCACCAAGACGCAAAGCUAAACGAGGCCGCAAGGACCAGCAAAGUUCUCCGGCAGAGCAGCUGGAGGAAAAGAUUUCAGAAGCAGACCUGAGUCCAGAGCUCCAGCCGAUGCCCUCCUCCAACAUUCUGAUGGUUGAAGUGGAUAAUAUUCAGCAUGAACAGUUCACUGUCACAGAGGAGGUCAAGGCGUUGACAGCAGAGAUAGUGAAGACCAUCAGGGACAUCAUUGCACUCAACCCCCUCUACAGAGAGUCGGUCCUCCAGAUGAUGCAGGCUGGACAGAGAGUUGUCGAUAAUCCCAUCUACCUGAGCGACAUGGGAGCAGCUCUGACUGGAGCAGAGUCACAUGAGCUACAGGAUGUCCUGGAGGAGAUCAGUAUCCCGAAGCGUCUCUACAAGGCUCUGUCUCUGCUGAAGAAGGAGUAUGAGCUGAGUAAACUGCAGCAGCGACUGGGCCGAGAGGUGGAAGAGAAGAUCAAACAGACUCACAGGAAGUACCUGCUGCAGGAGCAGCUCAAGAUCAUAAAAAAGGAGCUGGGUCUGGAAAAAGAGGACAAAGAAGCUAUCGAGGAGAAGUUUAGAGAGAGACUCAAAGAGAGGACUGUCCCUCAGCACAUAAUGGACGUCAUCAAUGAAGAACUGAACAAACUGGGACUGCUGGACAACCACUCGUCAGAGUUCAAUGUUACCCGUAACUAUCUGGACUGGCUGACGAGCAUGCCCUGGGGUACCAACAGUGAAGAGAACUUGUUAUUGGAGAGAGCAAAAGAGGUUCUGGAAGAAGACCAUUAUGGGAUGGAUGACGUCAAGAAACGCAUAUUGGAAUUCAUCGCAGUGAGUCAGCUGCGUGGCUCCACCCAGGGGAAGAUCCUGUGUUUCUAUGGUCCUCCGGGUGUAGGAAAGACCUCCAUUGCCCGCUCAAUAGCCAGAGCCCUCAACAGACAGUAUUUCAGGUUCAGCGUGGGAGGCAUGACCGAUGUGGCUGAGAUUAAAGGACACAGGAGGACAUAUGUAGGAGCCAUGCCAGGGAAGAUUAUCCAGUGUCUGAAGAAAACCAAGACAGAGAACCCUCUGGUGCUAAUAGACGAGGUGGAUAAGAUCGGUCGUGGUUACCAGGGCGAUCCGUCCUCUGCAUUACUAGAGCUUCUGGAUCCUGAACAGAAUGCCAACUUCCUCGACCACUACCUUGACGUUCCUGUAGAUCUGUCAAAGGUUUUGUUUAUCUGCACAGCCAAUGUGACUGACACCAUCCCAGAGCCUCUACGAGACCGGAUGGAGAUGAUAAAUGUAUCUGGAUAUGUGGCCCAGGAGAAAUUGGCUAUUGCUGAGCGAUACCUAGUCCCUCAGCUCCGCUCCCUGUGUGGCCUGACUGAGGAGAAGGCCUCCAUCUCAUCUGAUGCCCUCAGUCUGCUCAUCAGACAGUACUGCAGGGAGUCUGGAGUCAGAAAUCUGCAGAAACAAGUAGAAAAGGUUUUCCGUAAGGUGGCAUUCAGUAUCGUCAGUGCUGAGAACACCACAGUGACUGUUACACCAGACAACCUGCAGGACUAUGUGGGUAAACCUGUUUUCACGGUGGACCGCAUGUACAAUGUCACUCCACCAGGUGUGGUUAUGGGUCUCGCCUGGACUGCUCUGGGUGGGUCGACGCUGUUCAUCGAGACGUCACUGCGCCGUCCCUCUGGAGGAGCUGACUCUAAAGGAGAAGGGUCACUGGAGGUCACAGGUCAGCUGGGGGACGUUAUGAAGGAAAGUGCAAAGAUUGCUUCAACGUUUGCCAGAGCCUUUCUGAUGAACAAAGAACCAGAAAAUGUCUUCCUAGUCAACUCCCACCUGCACCUGCAUGUUCCUGAGGGAGCAACUCCCAAGGAUGGACCAAGCGCUGGCUGCACCAUUGUCACAGCAUUGUUGUCCUUGGCAACCAACCAGCCAGUGCGUCACAACGUAGCCAUGACGGGUGAAGUGUCACUCACUGGCAAAAUACUGCCAGUAGGGGGAAUCAAAGAGAAAACUAUAGCUGCCCGGCGUGCUGGUGUGACCUGCAUCAUCUUGCCAGCUGAGAACCGGAAGGACUUCUCUGACCUGCCAGACUACAUCACCGAGGGCCUGGAGGUCCACUUUGUGGAUCACUACAGCCAAAUCUACCCCGUUGUCUUUCCACAGAACCAGUCAUAACUACCUUUGAACUACUACACUAAAAGGUUCAUGGUUCAUUUAUUUGUCAUUCUACAGCACAUGGUUGUAUAAUAACAAGUUGUAGGCUUGUAUUCUACACAAGAAAAGUUACAGCCAAGGUGGACCAGGACUUAUUUCCAUGGCAAAGAGGAGACAGAGGCACCACAUGACGCCGACUGUCAUUGUGGUUAUAGUUAUUGAAAUCCAGUAAUUUCUUUUUGACUGAUUCCUGUAAAUAUGUAGAUGUGGAAAGCAGCACCACAUUAUCACUUCCAAAAUCAUCCAGUGGAACAGCUGGCUCGGUGAUCCCUCACAUGUAAUUCAGUUUCAGCCACCGCAGAGUCCCUGGAUGUAGGAAGACUGUCAUGUUACAGAGACAUCACUGGACUGAAACCAUGCAGCUAACGGUGCCAAAUUUGGACAUAUACAGGAAAGUGAUUGUGAUGAUGAGCACUGGCCUGUCAUCACAGGAUGUGAUGUCUUCAGUAUACAGAAGUUGUGGUGAAAACUUGUCUCUGCCUCUAACCUGGAAGGACCCUUUUACAUAUUUCUUAUAUUAUUAUUGGCCAGAUGUGGUGAUGAUGAAAUAAAUUAAAUAGUGAUCAUACCUCUCAGCUAACUGCUGUUAUCUGUUCUAACCAGCAUCCACGGCUGUGAAUGUAUCCUGCUUCUUUUGAAUUUGAUUCUGAUUGUUUCAGCGAUGGAGACUGUACACCACAGCUCAUACGUUUAUCUUGGUUGAUGUGAAAAGUGGCAGAGUUUUCAUAAAAUGUGAGAUUAUACAAGUUUAUGUUAAAAUUGUAUGUAUGUUCUUUCUUAGGAUUUUUUUUGUUUUUUAUCUCCGUCUUAUUUACUGUUAAUAAGUGGUUUAGAGCUCCAUACAAGUCAAAAUUCCCUUUUGGGGAUG
This is a messenger RNA of Acanthopagrus latus (yellowfin seabream), 4150 nucleotides long. It is a transcript of the gene lonp1, whose product is annotated as lon peptidase 1, mitochondrial. Gene Ontology annotation, cellular component: mitochondrial matrix. Bases 205 to 3243 code for a protein of 1012 amino acids. Gene Ontology annotation, molecular function: ATP-dependent peptidase activity; serine-type endopeptidase activity; single-stranded DNA binding. The transcript has 22 exons. The record is from RefSeq and is a predicted model, not a curated record. Gene Ontology annotation, biological process: mitochondrion organization; protein catabolic process; chaperone-mediated protein complex assembly. NCBI's taxonomy places the organism in Eukaryota, Metazoa, Chordata, Actinopteri, Spariformes, Sparidae.